AUGGAGAAUGCAUUCACCUCUUUUCUUUCAACACUCUUUUUGCUUCACUAUGUUAUGGCUAGUUCAGCCAUGACUCAUACCAACAUUACCACUGAUCAAUUAGCUCUUUUUUCCCUGAAAUCCGAAAUCAGUUCUGACCCCUUUCACUACUUAGAUGAAAGUUGGUCUUCUGCUACUUCUGUUUGCCAUUGGGUUGGAGUCACUUGUGGCUCUCGCCACCAGAGAGUGAAGUCCUUGAAUCUUUUCAACAUGGCUCUUACAGGAACAAUUCCCCAUAAUUUUGGUAACCUCUCAUUUCUUGUUUCUCUUGACUUGGGAAGCAACAAUUUCUAUGGCAAUUUGCCUCAAGAAAUGGCACACUUACGUCGGCUUAAGUUUCUUGAUUUAAGUUUCAACAGCUUCAGCGGGGACGUUCCUUCCUUGUUUGGGUUUUUACACCAACUUCAAGUUCUAAAUCUUGGAAAUAAUAGUUUCACUGGUUCUAUCCCUUCUUCAUUUUCUAAUAUUUCCACACUUGAGACUUUGAAUCUGAAAUUCAAUUCCAUAGAGGGUCAAAUCCCAAAAGUGAUUGGAAGUCUUAUAAACCUUAGAAAAUUAAUCUUGGAGGAAGGGAUCAGCAAUCUUCACAACCUGAACUUGUUAUCCAUAGAAUAUAAUCAACUUACGGGUUCUAUACCAUUGACAAUUUUCAAUAUUUCUAGAAUCAAAUUCAUCGCAUUUACAAGCAAUAGCUUACCAGGAAAUCUUUCCAAUGAUUUAUGCAACGGUCUCCCAAUACUCAAAGGGAUUUAUCUGUCUUUAAGCAAGCUUCAUGGACAUGUGCCUACAAGCUUGCCAAAUUGUUCAGAACUUCAAAAACUGUCUUUAUCAUAUAAUGAGUUUGAUGGACCAAUACAUAGUGAAAUUGGAAGAUUACCUAAUCUACAGGACUUGGCUCUCAGAUCUAACCAUUUCACUGGGAUAAUUCCACAAGAAAUCGGAAAUCUUGUUAAUUUGGUGAAGUUAGGCAUGGAGAGAAACCAAAUUACCGGCUCAGUCCCGAUCUCCAUACACAAUAUCUCCUCGCUGCAAUUUCUUAAUCUAUGGGGGAACAAUCUCAAGGGAUCCUUACCGCGGGAGAUUGGCAACUUAACCAAAAUGCAGUUUCUCUAUCUUAAUUCAAAUAUGUUUACUGGUGAAGUACCCAAAGAGAUAAGAAAUCUCAUGGAGUUAAGGAUCCUUGAUCUUAAUUCUAAUAGCUUUAGUGGUUCACUUGCAAUGGAAAUCUUCAGCAUAUCAAGGCUGAAAAAAGUUUGUCUUGGAGACAACAAUCUUGUUGGGUCUAUACCUCAUUCAAUCUCCAAUUGUUCAAAACUUACCUUAUUAGAUCUUUCACACAACAAACUCACUGGUUUGAUUCCCAACUCCCUUGGAUAUCUUACUCAUCUACAGUACUUAGUCUUGGGGGCCAACCGUUUAACCAGUGACUCAUCAUUUAGUUUCUUGACCUCCUUAACCAAUUGCAGAAAAAUAACAACUCUUUAUCUAGAUUUGAACCCUCUAGAUUGUAUGCUUCUGGUCUCUAUAGGAAACUUCUCCACAUCUCUUCUAAAAUUUUAUGCCCAAAGUUGCAAAAUCAAUGGCCAAAUUCCAAAUGAAGUUGGGAACUUAAAUAGCUUAUUAACCCUUGAUAUUUCUGAAAACAACUUGGUUGGACCGAUUCCCACAUCAAUUGGAAACUUGACAAACCUUCAGAGAUUGGGUAGCAUUUACUUUGGUCAAAAUCAACUUUCAGGAUCUCUUCCAAAUUGUUUAUGGAACGUUACUUUGCUAAGAGAGAUACAUCUGCGUUCCAAUAAUUUGAAUUCCAAUAUACCAACAAGCAUAGGGAAUCUUAAAGAUCUUGUGGUUCUUGACUUAUCGUCAAACAACAUGGGUGGCUCUUUGCCUACAGAAAUUGGAAAUCUAAAGGUUGCGAUACAAAUGGAUAUGUCAAUGAAUCAAUUCUCAAAUGGAAUUCCUAGAGAAAUUGGAGGAUUACAAAAUUUGCAGAAACUUUCUUUGAGAUACAACAAGUUGCAAGGAUCUAUACCUGACUCAAUGAGCAACAUGAUAGGUUUGGAAUUUUUAGACGUUGCUCAUAACAAUAUAACGGGAAUCAUUCCCAAAUCCCUGGAGAAACUUCAAAAUCUCAAGUAUUUCAAUGUUUCUAUCAACAAAUUGUAUGGUGAAAUACCCUCAGGAGGUCCUUUCAAAAACCUUUCGAGUCAGUUUUUCAUCUACAAUGAAGCAUUGUGUGGUUCUUCGAGAUUUAAUGUCCCAUCAUGCCCCACUUCAUCAAAGCAUAAAUCAAAUGGGAAAAUUUGCUAG
Molecule: messenger RNA, 2349 nt
Organism: Lycium barbarum (goji berry)
Lineage: Eukaryota; Viridiplantae; Streptophyta; Magnoliopsida; Solanales; Solanaceae
Product: LRR receptor-like serine/threonine-protein kinase GSO1
Exons: 5
Coding region: 1-2349 (782 amino acids)
Molecular function (GO): protein binding
Source: RefSeq, a predicted model, not a curated record